CCCAGAGCCUGGCACCGCCUCGCCAGGGCGAGGGCCGAGCCCCCGCUCCGCUCUCCCACGCCGGGCGCCGGCUGAGGGGAGGCGAGGCGAGGCCGGUCCGUGCCGUGCCGCCCCCUCCGCCCCACGCCCCGCCGCAGCCGGCGUCGCCCCGCGGCGAUCGUCCGCUGCCGCCCGGGGGUGUGGGGGGGAGCGGCCGCUGCCGGGAAGAUGGCGAGCCGCAGCCUCCGCCUGCUGCUCCUCGGCUACUUGGGGGUCCUCUGCUAUCGUAAGGCGACUGGAAUUUCUAUUGAAACGGAUAACAAAAAUGUAAAAGCAGAGGAAUUUAAGGAGGCCAUCCUUAGUUGCAAGCACAAAUUUUCAAAAGGGAUGAGUCUAAGAAUAGAAUGGAAGAAAAUCCAGUCUCAAGGAGUUUCAUUUGUCUACUACAAUGGUGAAUUUACAGGUGAUCUUAAAGACAGAGCAGAGAUGCUGAAUACAGGAAUCCGUAUUAGAAACGUGACUAGAAAGGAUUCUGGGACCUACCGCUGCGAAAUCAGUGCAAAAAGUGAAGAGGGGCAACGCCUGGGAGAGGCUACCAUUACUCUCACCGUAUUGGUUGCUCCAACUACUCCGGUAUGUGAGGUACCCAGCUCUGCAAUGACGGGAACAGUGGUGGAACUGAGCUGUAGGGAGACGGAGGGGUCCCCUCCGUCUGAGUACCAGUGGUACAAGAACGGGGUUGCCUUACUGGAAAAGACAGGAACAGGCAGUGCUAGAGCAGCAAACAUAACUUACACCAUGAAUAAAAAGUCCGGCACUCUGCUAUUUAACACCGUUACAAAGAAUGACACUGGAGAGUAUUUCUGCGAAGCCUCCAAUGGGAUUGGAUUACCUCAGAAAUGCUCAGUGAGGAGAAUGCAAGUCGAUGACCUUAAUGUAAGUGGCAUCAUCGCUGCUGUAGUAUUCGUGGCACUGGUAAUGGCAUUAUGUGGCCUUGGAGUAUUUUAUGCCCAAAAAAAGGGUUAUUUUACAAAGGAAAGUUCUUCCCAAAAGAAGUCCAACUCUCAAGCUAUGAGUGAAAAGGAUUUCAAGCAUACCAAGUCCUUUGUUAUCUAGAAGAUUUCAGCCUCUGUGAGGGACAUCAAAUGACUACUUGUUAUACAAAAAUAUCAAAGGGAUUUUUGACCUCUGUCCUGUAAAUAUUGCUUCCAUGUACUACACAGGGAAAGUAGGAAUUGCUAUUGUUUAGAUCUAGUCAACCUAUUUUUUUUUAAUAAAAAAUAAAAACAAAAAACAGACCCUUAACUUAAAGAUAUAGCUAAGUUGAAUAUUCAAGUCAAUUUUUGUGAUGACUUCUCAUUUUGUUGAUAUACACAUGCAGCAAUAAAGGAUUCACGCUUGGAACAUGGAAUAGUCUAUCCAAAUAACUUUGACAGAUGACCUUGUUACCAGUACUUUUACUACUCAAAUCUCCAGCAUUGUUAAGGGCUCAAACCGUCCCCCCAGUUCUGAUUCUAUUCUUACAAGUACUUUUACAAUGUACUGGGUUUGCCGGAGCCAUCUAGAAGUGUGUAAGUAGUUGCUCAGAGUUUAACUCACUAUGCUGGGAGAACAAAGCUGCUUGGUAAUUGAGGCCCAAACAUUGUUUUAUUUUCUAAUACAAAAUGCCUACAGCAUUUCUUCUUCGAGGAAGCAUCUCCUUCUGUGGACUGCAUAUAUAACUGCAUUAUGAAAAGAAUCAUGCCAGUACAACUAAGGCUGUAGUAUCUGGACCGUAAUUACUGAAGUGCUACAAAUAAAUAGUUCUUCAGAACCUGAA
Molecule: messenger RNA, 1798 nt
Organism: Oxyura jamaicensis (ruddy duck)
Lineage: Eukaryota; Metazoa; Chordata; Aves; Anseriformes; Anatidae
Gene: JAM2
Product: junctional adhesion molecule 2
Exons: 10
Coding region: 208-1095 (295 amino acids)
Biological process (GO): leukocyte tethering or rolling
Cellular component (GO): tight junction; protein complex involved in cell adhesion; cell surface
Source: RefSeq, a predicted model, not a curated record